Closterium sp. Yama58-4 is the source of this 549-nucleotide messenger RNA. NCBI's taxonomy places the organism in Eukaryota, Viridiplantae, Streptophyta, Zygnematophyceae, Desmidiales, Closteriaceae. The record is from the annotation of a GenBank genome assembly.
AUGUGGGGGAGAGGUGGAACGGAGGUGGCUGGAAGGGGAAAGGAGGGAGAAAGGAGGGGUGGAGGGGACAGUGGGGAUGGUGGCUUGGAAGCGAUUAUCCGUCAUGUUAACUGGUACGGAGGAGCAAAAGGCUCUGGGGCGGAGCACAGAGAAGGGAACUUGCCAGGAGGGGUGGGAGCAGCACCAGCAGGGGUAGCAUCAGGUGGUGCAGGGGUGGCGGCAGCUGAUGCAGAAGCUGCAGCAGGAGGGGUGGAACCAACCAGUGCUGGGGUGGGGGCAGCAGGGAUGGGGGGUUCAGCAGCAGAGGCAGCCGCGGCAUCUGAGGCAGCGGCAGCAGCACGAGGAGGAGGGGAGCUGAUGACAUCGGGUGAUGGGUUGGGGAUAGCAGACCUAGAGGCGUUUCUGCUGGAUGCGGAGGGAGAAUUGGGGACGUUCAGCAGUAUGCUCAGUGGUUUCAGCCCGCAUCCAAUGAGCAGCAUGGCUGGCAGCGCUCAGCCCAUUCCCAAUGGCAUGUGGGCUAGGGGUGAAGAUGCUCUGGUCUAUGGAUAG